AGCAUGCUUCCAACCUCGUCUUCCCACGUCGAAAUAGAACAAGUGUUUCUGGUCUAGCAGUGCCAACUCAGUCUCCACCGCGUCGAAGUUGGCAGUCACGUAAGCUGGCAGCGUCGUCAGCCGCCACGUGUCCACUAGAUUUUCCAACCUCUCCCUAUAUUUGAAUUAACGGAGACAGAAAUUCAUCGUCAAAAGAAUCAGAACACAGAAAUCAGAUUCAGAUUCCGCCGUUGUUUAACUCCCUUCACUUUACUUAAUGAUUCGAAGAUUCGCUCCAACGGAUCGCCGGAUUUUGUCUUUUCCGGCGGUUCACCCAUGUGAGUCUAUUUCGCCGGACACCCUUCUCUCCUCCUUAAUUACUCUUUCUCAUACUAUCUGCAGUUACCGAUCCAAGUUUUUUGCUAUCCAGAGAAGAAAUGCCCGUGAAAUGUUUCGCCAAAUAGCAAUCCUCCACGUUUUCUUCGAGGAGUUUCAGGAUCGCCACAUCGUUCCCUCGGAAUCUGUCGUACUGUGUUUCUCUGAACUUCAUAUCACCUUCCAGAAAAUCCAGUUCCUUGUAGAAGACUGCUCGAGGGAAGGAGGUAGAUUGUGGGUCCUGAUGAAAUCAGAGUUCGUUGUAAGUCAAUUUCGGACUCUAAUUCGAGCAAUUGCAACUGCCCUCGACGUCCUUCCAUUGGAUUUGAUACCGGUUUGCAAUGAAGUGAAGGAACUGGUUGAGUUAGUUGCGAAGCAGGCGAGGAAGGCAAAAAUUGACAUCGACCCAAAUGAUGAAAAUGCCAUGAAACAAGUUCGUUCAAUCUUGAACCAGUUCGAGAAAGGAACAGAGCAGGAAUUUGAAUACUUCAAGUUGGUCCUUGAUCAUCUACAGAUCAAAAGCUGGAACUUUUGCAACAAAGAAAUCAAAUUCCUGGAAGAACAGAUAGAGUUUCAUUUUCAAAGUUCGGGUGGAGAAGAACGAGAAGUUCCAAUUCUAAGCAGUUUACUAGGAUUCAUGAACUACUGCAGGGGAGUUGUGUUUGACACAAUGGAUUGUCGAGAUGAUCAAACAGAUGUUAGAUGCAAUACGGAGACAGUGAGUUGUCUGAACCCUGAAGAUUUCCGGUGUCCAAUUUCACUUGAGCUCAUGAGUGAUCCAGUCACCGUAUCGACCGGACAGACCUACGACCGAUCUUCCAUUGAGAAAUGGCUGAAAGCAGGGAACAGUCUCUGUCCCAAAACAGGGGAGAAGCUAACGAAUACAGAGUUGGUUCCGAACACAAAUCUCCAUAGACUGAUCAAACAGUUCUGUUCAGGAAAUGGCAUUUCCCUUGGAGAACAAACUCGGGACAUAAGCAGAACAACAGUCCCCGGAAGUCCGGCAGCUGCAGAGGCAAUGAAGUUUCUAUCGGAACAUUUAACAAGAAAACUGGUUUUUGGAAGCCGGGACCAGAAAAACAAGGCUGCCUAUGAAAUUCGUUUACUUGCAAAAGCUAGUAUCUUUAACAGGUAUUGCGUGGUGGAAGCGGGAGCAGUUCUUCCUCUCCUAAACCUUUUACAUUCGUUGGACAAGUCCAACCAGGAAAACGCCAUUGCUGCUCUGCUAAAGCUCUCAAAGCAUACUACUGGGAGGAAAGAAAUUGUUGAAAAUUGCGGAUUGAGGUCGGUUCUUGGGGUUCUUAACAGAGGAUUAACUCUGGAAGCAAGGCAAAUUGCUGCGGCAACGAUCUUCUACCUUUCUUCAGUGAAAGGGUACCGAAAAUUGAUCGGUGAAACACCAGAGGCAAUCCCGGGACUCAUUGAGCUGAUCAAGGAGGGAAAUACAUGUGGGAAAAAGAAUGCAGUGGUGGCAAUUUUCGGGCUUCUGUUAUAUCCAGGGAACCAUUCAAGGGUACUUGAAACCGGUACUGUUCCAUUAAUGGUUGAUAUUCUAUCUAAUUACGCCGACAACCCUGAGGUCGUACCAGAUUCACUAGCAGUUCUUGCAGCCUUGGCUGAAAAUGUCAAUGGAACAUCUGCAAUUCUAGAGACUUCAUCAGCCCUGAAUUUGGUUCCUAGGAUUCUGCUGUGUUCAACAUCUCGGACUGCAAAGGAGUACUGUGUUUCCAUCUUGCUGUCCCUGUGUGAGCAUGGCGGCAAGGACGUUAUUUCUGUUCUAGCAAAGGAACCUUCUCUGAUGAAUUCACUAUACUCACUUAUAACAGGAGGUACAUCUCAUGGGAGCAAGAAGGCGCGUUCUCUCAUCAAAAUUCUCCAAGAAGCAAGUUGUUCUAGGCUGACGGUUUCACAUGAUCAGCCUGUUUAUUUUUGGUGAUUCUUUUUUUCCCUCAUUUUUUUUUCAUGUAAAUACACACAAUUUGGUGUAUUGUUUGUGGCAUCAUCUGCAAUUUUUUGUAAGAGCUAAUGACUGUAUUUGUGACAUUAGCUCAGUUCAUUGGCAUUCCUUUUUUGUGAUUCUUGUCAUUGUUGUUCGAAUUUUACAAAGAACACGUGAUUUGUAAAAUUUCCCCCAAAUUCAUUCUAUAUAUAUACAUGACUUUGCAGUGCAAAAUUGCAAAU
Rubroshorea leprosula is the source of this 2535-nucleotide messenger RNA. The record is from the annotation of a GenBank genome assembly. NCBI's taxonomy places the organism in Eukaryota, Viridiplantae, Streptophyta, Magnoliopsida, Malvales, Dipterocarpaceae.